AUGAGCAAUUGCCUAGUAAAUUUGAAUGUUUUCAGAAUUGGCAACAAAUUAUUCUCGUUGGCAGUUGGCAUGCAUUUCAUCUAUUUCUUCUUCUUCUUUUUGCAACUGAACAAUAUUCAAACAACCGUAGCGCAAACGGAUCAAACAGAACCAUUGGAUUUAUCAAUAUCAAAAGUGAAAGAGAAAGGCAAUGCAUUACAAGGCUUAUCAAUGGAAAGAAAGUGUGAAGAAGAAAUUGGACUGCAAUUGCUUCAAACAAAAACAUUGUAUUCAACCGCUUCAAAAGUCAGUGAUGAACGAAUUCCAAUCGAAACAGUCAUGAAAGUAAUGGAAAUGUCAAAGCAGGAAAGUAGAACGAAAAAGAAGCAACGCCACGAUGUACACCAAAAGCAAGAACAUACGAUGACUCAUACCGAUGAGAAGCCGUACAGUUGUCCGACAUGCAAAAAGAACUUCACUGAGUCCGGCAAUAUGAAAAGGCAUGUGAUGAGUCAUACGGGUGAAAAACCAUACAGUUGUCCGAUAUGCGGGAAAAGUUCCACUCAUCCCGGUAAUAUGAAAAAACAUAUGAUGACUCAUACCGGUGAGAAGCCGUGCAGUUGUCCGAUUUGCAAGAAGAAUUUCACUGAUUCCAGUAAUAUGAAAAGACAUAUGAUGACUCAUACCGGUGAGAAGCCGUGCAGUUGUCCGAUUUGCAAGAAGAAUUUCACUGACUCCAGUAAUAUGAAAAAACAUAUAAUGACUCAUACCGGUGAAAAGCCGUACAGUUGCCCGACAUGUAAAAAGAAUUUCACUAACUCCGAUAAUAUGAAGCAACACAUGCUGACUCAUACCGGUGAAAAGCCGUACAGUUGUCCAACAUGCAAAAAGAAUUUUACUCAGUUCAGUAAUAUGAAAAAACAUGUGAUGAUUCAUACCGGUGAGAAACCGUACAGUUGUUCAAUAUGCAAAAAGAAUUUCACUCAGUUCGGAGAUAUGAAAAAACAUAUGAUGAUUCAUACAGGUGAAAAGCCAUACAGUUGUCCGAUAUGCGGAAAAUGUUACACUCGAAGAUACAUUUUGCAGUCUCACAUGGUAGCGCAAACGGAUCAAACAGAACCAUUGGAUUUAUCAAUAUCAAAAGUGAAAGAGAAAGGCAAUGCAUUACAAGGCUUAUCAAUGGAAAGAAAGUGUGAAGAAGAAAUUGGACUGCAAUUGCUUCAAACAAAAACAUUGUAUUCAACCGCUUCAAAAGUCAGUGAUGAACGAAUUCCAAUCGAAACAGUCAUGAAAGUAAUGGAAAUGUCAAAGCAGGAAAGUAGAACGAAAAAGAAGCAACGCCACGAUGUACACCAAAAGCAAGAACAUACGAUGACUCAUACCGAUGAGAAGCCGUACAGUUGUCCGACAUGCAAAAAGAACUUCACUGAGUCCGGCAAUAUGAAAAGGCAUGUGAUGAGUCAUACGGGUGAAAAACCAUACAGUUGUCCGAUAUGCGGGAAAAGUUCCACUCAUCCCGGUAAUAUGAAAAAACAUAUGAUGACUCAUACCGGUGAGAAGCCGUGCAGUUGUCCGAUUUGCAAGAAGAAUUUCACUGAUUCCAGUAAUAUGAAAAGACAUAUGAUGACUCAUACCGGUGAGAAGCCGUGCAGUUGUCCGAUUUGCAAGAAGAAUUUCACUGACUCCAGUAAUAUGAAAAAACAUAUAAUGACUCAUACCGGUGAAAAGCCGUACAGUUGCCCGACAUGUAAAAAGAAUUUCACUAACUCCGAUAAUAUGAAGCAACACAUGCUGACUCAUACCGGUGAAAAGCCGUACAGUUGUCCAACAUGCAAAAAGAAUUUUACUCAGUUCAGUAAUAUGAAAAAACAUGUGAUGAUUCAUACCGGUGAGAAACCGUACAGUUGUUCAAUAUGCAAAAAGAAUUUCACUCAGUUCGGAGAUAUGAAAAAACAUAUGAUGAUUCAUACAGGUGAAAAGCCAUACAGUUGUCCGAUAUGCGGAAAAUGUUACACUCGAAGAUACAUUUUGCAGUCUCACAUGGCAGCGCAAACGGAUCAAACAGAACCAUUGGAUUUAUCAAUAUCAAAAGAAAAAAGAGAUGCAUUACAAGGCUUAUCAAUGGAAAGAAAGGAUGAAGAGGAAAUUGAACUGCAAUUGCUUCAAACAAAACCAUUGGAUUUAACCGCUUCAAAAGUCAGUGAUGAACGAAUUCCAAUCGAAACAGUCAUGAAAGUAAUGGAACUAUCAAAGGAAGAAAGAAGGGCGGGAAGGAAACAGCAUUGCAAUAUAUGUCAAAAGGAAGUAACACAUAUGAAGGAUGUUGAUAACUCAUACCGUUAUAUGAAAAAGCAUAUGAUGUUUCAUGCCAAUGAGAAGCCGUACAGUUGUUCAAUAUGCAAAAAGAAUUUCACUCAGUUCGUGGAUAUGAAAAGACAUAUGAUGAUUCAUACCGGUGAAAAGCCGUACAGUUGUCCGAUAUGCAGGAAAAGUUUCACUGAACCCGUCCGAGCUUGUCGUGUAGAGCCGCUAGGCAACUCUAGCAAUUAUAUAGCCAUAGAUGGCGGACUGAUACCUUCAGGGUCAGCAUUUCAAGUGAUGCCAACCAGAUAUUGUGCAAAUGAUUAUUGGACGCAACCAAUGCUUCUCAUUACUAAUCUCACUCUCAGUCAGUGA
Brugia malayi is the source of this 2655-nucleotide messenger RNA. RefSeq lists its product as uncharacterized. Gene Ontology annotation, biological process: regulation of transcription by RNA polymerase II. Gene Ontology annotation, molecular function: RNA polymerase II cis-regulatory region sequence-specific DNA binding; DNA-binding transcription factor activity, RNA polymerase II-specific. The transcript is spliced from 6 exons. Gene Ontology annotation, cellular component: nucleus. Lineage: Eukaryota; Metazoa; Nematoda; Chromadorea; Rhabditida; Onchocercidae. The coding region runs from base 1 to 2655 and encodes 884 amino acids. The record is from RefSeq and is a predicted model, not a curated record.